GAGCCGACGACGUCAUGGCGGGAGUUUUGGUGGGCUCGGUGUCAGAACGCGCACUUACUCGCUCGGUGGCCCAUAGACUAAAAUAUUACAUUGAUGUGCAAAGAAGAGAAGAUUCCUUUGAUUCUUCUGGAGUCAUCCAUGAUGAGGCUGAAAGAUUGCACUUGCAGCCGGCAUGUCUGACAAACCAGAGGGAUAAGAAGGAGCAUGAUUUUGCCAAAAUUAAAUUAGAAGCAUAUCUUCGUGCUUAUGUGGGCAAUGCUGAAGACUGUGCCAGAAAAGUUCAGAAAAGCCCAGAAAAGCAAAAGAAUCUGGAAAAGUCUAUUAAAAAGAUGGCACAAGAUUAUGUACCUGACAGAAAGCAUGAGCACAAAGUGAAAGGUAUGAAGAGGCAAAAGACCACGCAGAGUGCCUCUCUCCGCCUACAGAUACUUGCUGUUCCAUUUAUGUCACUGGAAGAACUACAGAGACUGGUUUCGUCUGCUUCCAAAUUAAUAGUAGCUGCUACUUCUCAAAUCUCUCCAGAACUGGCAGCAACUGAAGUAGGUGACUCAGCACCAAAGAGAAGCAAGGCAAAAAGCAUCCAGACUUCGAAUAACGGCAGCAAGCAAUGUCUUUGCUCCACAUAUCCUUGCACGGAUGAAGCAAGGAGGUCCAAACAAAAAAGAAAAAAUGCAGAGAACAUAAAGAGAAAAAUUGACAUUUCAAACAUUUCCAGUAAUUCUGCUAAAUUUUCCCCUCAAACUCUCCCUAAACCAACUAGUAGAAGCUCAGCAAAUGCUUCAUAUUUGCAAAUUAAAGGAGGCAAAGAAGUUAAGAAAGGGAUCCUUAAAAGCAAAAUGUCUCCCUCUUGCACUUCUUUAGCAAUUUCUGAACCUCAAGAUAAGCAGCCAAACGUUGGCCAGAACAGUUUCUCACCUUCUUGGCAAAAUGCAGAGAAUUCUUAUAGGUCCUUGAAAAUUGAAUGGGAGAAGUCAUCAUCUCUCAGACCUGCCGAAAUAGUUUCAAGUGAGAGUAGUCGGUCUAGCAAAUGUCUAGACACAAGGCCGAUUGGGAACUUCAGAAAUAACCAAACGACAGAAGCAAACAACGCUAAACAAAAAACAGCUGUUUCUAGUAGGUCCAUUGAACUUAAUGGACAAGGCACUCAAAUGCAUGAUGGAGGUCAUCUGCAAAGCAAGCUAGCAGAAGAGCUUCCAAGACAUGAGCAGAACACCCAUGAUGUUGUUUCAAAAAGAUCUCCUGAAAGCCAUCGGAUCUGCUUUCAAGGUUUUGUUAGUGGCAUUGACGAUUGGGAACAUCAUUUAAGAGACGAUGAUGCAAGUCAGGCACCUGCUACAGUGAUUACACCUACAAGGGUUACGGCAUCUGGUGAAGAAGACCGUCACAGCAGCGACAGUGCAGCCAUGGCCAAACAUGGGUCAUCUUUUCUGUACAAAGUUUGCCAGCAAAUGGAGCAAGACUCGCCCUCCAAGUUAAUGACAAACAGUCCCAAGACCAUAGAUGGAAACGUGGUAAAUCAAACUGGGCACUGUCUUUUAAACCCACUCUUCUCACCGAAUGACUUAGAAGACCAAAACACAGCUGAGGAUUUCACCAGUUGCUUGGACAUUAAUCUGGGAAUGCCCUGUGACUCACAAGACAGCUCCGUUCCACUAGUAACCUCGGGUCAUGGCAGAUGUUCAGAGCCACUGAUCGACUAUGCGCAUGAAGCUGCUCAAGAGGAAGUCCCAGCAGGAUCUCCUGUUGCAGCCACAGCGAUUUCAGAAAUAUUGGGAAGUGAACAGUCAGAAGAGGAAUUCUCUGUGUCAUCUGCCUCUAGCAGCUUGAGUCCCACAUCAUUAAUUAGCCUACACGAGCAGAUGAAUGGAAAUGCUAUGGAUAAAAAUGCUGAUUUCCCUAUCAAAGCCAUUCCUGAACAACGUCUAAAGCCAGAAAAUCUGAUGCCAAAAAAUCAAACCACAUGGCAAAAAGCAGGUGGUCAUGACAAUGAAAGGCAAAGGUCUUCUGGGGAGAAGAGAAGAGCCAUGGCUUAUGAAAAUUCGGGUAUCAGUGCUAGUCAAAUAGUUUAUUUUUCUCAAUUCCCCAAACCUUUUUAAUUCAAAGGGCAAAACUUGAAACAUAUAGAAAAUUUAAUAAUAGGGCCAAUAAACAUAUGGUUCAUGUAUUUUCCUCUGGGGAUUAAUGGCAUGGGAACUCUUAAGUAAGCACUCAGCUUGCAUUAAGUUAAUCCAGUAUUUGCUGUGUUCACAGAUCAACAAGUGGUAUGAUUUUAAAAUGCAUUUUUCCUGAUUUUUCUCUUAACAUUUCAAUGAAGUAUGUGUAAUGUUAUCAGAUUAUGCUCACUACAAAAAUAAAGAGCACACGUGCUAUGCUGAUUGAUAGCAGAGAUUGUGAUACAGAUUUCUGAUUUUGCUUUUUUUCUUGGGUAUAAUCUUAUAAAGAAUGAAAGACAGGGAAGAACUAACCUAAACAA
Messenger RNA from Pogona vitticeps (central bearded dragon), 2473 nucleotides. RefSeq lists its product as uncharacterized. The record is from RefSeq and is a predicted model, not a curated record. Lineage: Eukaryota; Metazoa; Chordata; Lepidosauria; Squamata; Agamidae.